Messenger RNA from Magnolia sinica, 1593 nucleotides. RefSeq lists its product as uncharacterized. The record is from RefSeq and is a predicted model, not a curated record. NCBI's taxonomy places the organism in Eukaryota, Viridiplantae, Streptophyta, Magnoliopsida, Magnoliales, Magnoliaceae. Bases 91 to 1356 code for a protein of 421 amino acids. The transcript has 13 exons. Gene Ontology annotation, molecular function: protein binding.
UCUCGUAUCUUCGCACCAUUCCAAUCCCUACCCUCGCGCCCUUCCCUCCCCAGCUCGCGAAAUCGAAAACACGCACUGGCCUCUGCUAAAAUGAGCGGCCCGAGCGCAGGCGAAGAUCGCGACCUGAUGUCGGAAGCUACAAAGGCGGCCGAACAUCUCUAUCACGUGCGGGACACGUAUUUCCCUUCCGAUCCCGAGCAAAAGAUCUCGACUCUCCGCAGAGAAGCAGAUCUCGCUCUCAAGCUCCUCGAUUCGAUCCCCACCGAAGAAAGGAAAUCACCAGCACAACGUGCAACUUAUGAAUACCUAAGAGGGAAGAUAUUGGAUGCAUUUCCAGAUUAUAGGAAAGAAGCAGAGGAUCAUCUUUCAAAAGCUGUUAAGUUGAAUCCGUCUCUUGCAGAUGCUUGGCUAUGCUUAGGAAAUUGCAUUUGGAAGAAGGGAGAUCUGCUUUCAGCAAAGAACUGCUAUUCUCUAGCUCUAAAUAAGGGUCCAAACAAGAAGAUACUUUGUCAGCUGUCAAUGCUCGAAAGAAAAUUGGCUCAAGGCACUGAGAAUCAAGCACAACUUGUCGAGGACAGCAUUCACCAUGCAAAGGAAGCCAUAGCACUGGAUGUCAAGGAUGGCAAUUCUUGGUACAACUUAGGAAAUGCAUGCCUUACCAGUUUUUUUGUAACUGGAGCAUGGGACCACAGCAAGCUUUUGCAAUCAUUAAAAGCUUACCAAAAUGCUGAAAAAGAUGAACAAAUGAAGUCUAAUCCUGAUCUAUAUUUCAACUGUGCAACUGUGAACAGGUAUCUAGAAAACUAUGAAAGAGCCUUGAGUGGAUUCGAAGCUGCUGCUUUGAAGGAUCCUGGCCUCAAUGCCGGUGAGGAGGUGCAGAAGAUGGUCAAUCUUCUUGACAAGCUGGACAUCUCCAUGAAAGGUCAAGCUAAGGCAAGACGACUUGCAUCAGUGGCAUCAUCUUUGGGCGAGGCUACAGAGAAUUCAUCAUACAAGAAAGCCACUAUAAGUGACCUCUUGGAGGGGCUGAAUAAAACAGUCGUAGUUGUGGGGAAAGUGCUCCUCUUUAUUAGGCACGACAAUAUAGCUCCUCUAUACUAUUUGGUAUGUGAUUCAGAUCAGAAUUGUUUCGUUCUUUCGGUGUAUGGGCUGCGGAAUGAUGCUAUCAAGGAAGGAGAUCGGUUGACAUUGAUGGAGCCUUGCUACCGAGCUGUAGAUUUUACCUGGAAGGGCAAGCAGCAUUACCAAUUCAGAUCGAUACGGGUGGACUUCAUGGAGCAAAUUCUCGUAAACGGAAAGGUGCCAGCUCCUCAUCAGGCAGUUCGUUCGUCCAUCCAUGCACAACAUAAACCAUGAACCAUCAUCGCUUUUCAAGCGAAAAUCUCUGUGAGUGAUAUAGUUUGAUGAGGGUUUUUUUUUUUUUUGUAUUUUAUUUUUUCAUUUUUCUUGAUCUGUAAACUGUGUAAUUAAAGAAAAAGGAAAGCACAAGCUCUCCAUUGUCUAAAAGUGAAAUGCCUCAGAAAAAAUGGAAAAGAAAGGGCAGGUGUAUGUUGCAUGCUUACUGUUGUUGAAUCUACAUUACAUGAUUGGCUA